CUCCCAUCUGUCCUCCACACCCUCCCAAUAAAUGCUUUUUCCUUCCCACUAACACAUUUAAAUAUUCUUUCUCAAUUCUCAUCAUCACACACAUAACCUGCACUACAACAAAAAGAAAAAUCUCAUUUCAUUUCAACUUGAAAACACAAACAUGAAACUUACAAUCACUUUUCUCAUGUUCACUCUACUUCUCAUAGCAUCACAUUCACCUUCUUUUGCUUCCACCCCUAAUCAUGUGAAACACUCCAAGAACAAAAACAACAACCAAGGUGGUGGUGGUGGUGAUAUAGGUGGUAAUCCAGGUGGGUUCUUUGGGCCUGGAGGAGGGUUCAGCAUACCCGGUUUCGGGAACGGAAACGGGUUUGGAAAUGGCAUCAUAGGAGGAGGAUAUGGAUCCGGGUAUGGAGGCCCAAGUGGAGGGUCCUCAAGAGGUGGUGUCAUAAGACCAACCGUUGUGUGCAAAGAUAGAGGCCCUUGUUACCAAAAGAAGCUCACAUGUCCCGCCAAGUGCUUCUCCUCUUUCAGCCGCUCCGGCAAGGGCUACGGUGCUGGUGGCGGUGGCGGUGGCUGCACCAUUGAUUGCAAGAAGAAUUGCAUCGCUUAUUGUUAAGGGUAACACUUGUUAUCAUCAUUAUCGCUAGUACUAUACUAUUAUUAUGUAUGCAAACUUAUUAGAUAAAUAAACGCUAAUUAGAUACAUCUCUAUGUAGGUGGUGGUUUCUUUUCAUUAUUAUGUCUAUGGAUGAAAAAAUAUAUAUAUAUAUAUAUAUAUUAUGAGACAGUGCUUGGUGGGUGAGAGGAGUGGAGUGUUGUUAUGGACUCAUGUAAUUUUGCUUACUAUAUAUUAUAUGAAGAUAGUUUAUUAUUAUUUAUUAA
Messenger RNA from Cajanus cajan (pigeon pea), 876 nucleotides. Its product is annotated as glycine-rich protein. The record is from RefSeq and is a predicted model, not a curated record. Lineage: Eukaryota; Viridiplantae; Streptophyta; Magnoliopsida; Fabales; Fabaceae.